AUGGCUCAUCAGGAGAAGGAAACAAGUGGAUUGGAGUGGAGAAUAACUUUGGGAGAUGGGUCAUCAAAGAGUUUGGUCCCGGAGACAGGGCCUAUCAGCAGAAUUUGGAUGGGGCUAAAGGGUUUGAUGGCAGGACUGGUUUUGAAAGUAUGGAAGUUUUUAAACAAAGCAUGGGAUAUAGGGGUGGAUGACCCCAGAAAAGUGAUCCAUUGUCUAAAAGCAGGAAUGGCACUUACUAUUGUCUCCCUCGUUUACUUCACGAGACCUUUGUAUGAAGGUGUGGGUGGCAAUGCUAUGUGGGCUGUUAUGACAGUUGUGGUAGUCUUUGAAAAUACUGUAGGUGCAACAAUAUCCAAAAGUUUGAAUAGAGUGAUUGGAACAACUCUUGCUGGAUUUCUUGCCUUUGGUGUCCAUUGGGUGGCUAGUCAGUCAGGACAGAAAUUUGAGCCCCUAAUCAUUGGAGCUUCAGUUUUCUUAUUAGCCUCUGCUGCAACCUUCUCCAGAUUUAUUCCCUCGGUGAAAGCUCGGUUUGAUUAUGGAGCCUUGAUCUUUAUCCUCACUUUCAGCUUGGUUGCUGUUUCUGGUUAUCGAGUGGAUAAACUGUUUGCCCUGGCUCAUCAAAGAAUAUCUACGAUUAUCAUCGGAACUUGUUUAUGCAUCCUUGUAACCAUGUUUAUUUGCCCCAUCUGGGCUGGUCAGGAGCUGCAUGCUCUUAUCUGUCGCAACAUGGACAAACUUGCCGGCUCUUUAGAUGGUUGUGUAGAAGAGUAUUUCGAUCAUAAUGGCGAACUUAAAGACAGCGAUAAACAUCCUGACAAGAAAUUGCUUGGUUACAAAUGUGUGCUCAAUUCCAAGACCACAGAGGAAUCCAUGGCCAAUUUUGCUAGAUUGGAGCCUGCACAUGGUCGCUUCAACUUCAAGCAUCCAUGGCAACAAUACCUUAAAAUCGGUGCAUCAAUGCGCAGCUGUGCCUACUCCAUUGAGGCUCUUAAUAGCUGCAUUGAUUCAGAAAAUCAGGCCCCUGAGUUCAUAAAGAAGCACAUGAGCAACGUUUGCAUGAAAGUGAGCUCCAACUCUUCCUGUGUUAUAAAAGAGCUAGCAAAAACUAUCAAGACAUUGAAAAAAUCAUCCUCCAUAGAUUUCUUAGUUGAAGAAAUGAGCAGUGCAGUGCAAGAUCUCCAAAAUGAAAUAAAAUCUCUUUCAAAUCUGCUUAGCCCAGCAGAACUUUUACUUCCUGGGAGCAAGGAAACUGAGAAAACAACGUCCACAAUACAUCUCCUGGAAGUUCUUCCAGUAGUAAGUUUAGCUUCUUUGCUGAUAGAUAUUUCGUCAAGGAUCCAAGAUAUUGUCAAAACGGUUGAAGAACUAGCUAACGUAGCAGAAUUCAAGGCUGAAGCUGAUGACAAGGCCAAACAAAAUCAAGCCAAUAUUAAUAGAAUUGUACCAAGUCAACAAAAUGAUGAUCAGCAAACCAUGAAGGCUCUUGAAAGGGUCUGA
This is a messenger RNA of Populus nigra (black poplar), 1497 nucleotides long. RefSeq names its product aluminum-activated malate transporter 10-like. Gene Ontology annotation, cellular component: plant-type vacuole membrane. The coding region runs from base 1 to 1497 and encodes 498 amino acids. NCBI's taxonomy places the organism in Eukaryota, Viridiplantae, Streptophyta, Magnoliopsida, Malpighiales, Salicaceae. Gene Ontology annotation, biological process: malate transport. The record is from RefSeq and is a predicted model, not a curated record. The transcript is spliced from 6 exons.